AUGACAAUAACGCGCCGAAGCCGGAGUCCAACGUUCCGCAGUUCUCGUCAUACUCGUAGCCAGACGUUGUCGAAAUCGAAAUUUAGCUUCUUCACUUCUUGGAUGUCAUCAUUAUCACCCCCGACAACUCUGUCUUCAAGGUCGAAAUCCAGUUUGUCUUCCGCGGGUACAGGAUCACUCUCGCCGACCGGAAGCAGGAGCCGAAGCUUAUCACCUCUCCGUGGGAACCUGGGAACGUCGCCUAGCGCUACUCAACCAGAAGGACCUAUUAUAAUAGACGACUCAAGUGACAUGGGUGACGGGGGGCUUACAGAAGAUAAAGAUGUUGAGACCGUUGUAGGCGCAGAAGUACGCGAUAGUGACUGUGAAAAUGACCCAGUAGUAAUUGUGGACGAUUCGGACGACAGCCCAAAUAGAAAUUCCACAAUUGGAGAAUCCAUUCGCACGAGAAGACAAAAUGGAUACUAUGGCAAGUCUAAUGGGUAUUGCAAGCAUGCGGAGGGCAAGAAUGGGGAGGAUGAGCUUGCGAGAGUUUUAAAGAAUUAUGAUGCAAAUUACGAAGGAGACGAUCACGGUGACGAGGACAUGUGGUAUGAAGAUUAUACAUGCAAUGGUUGGGCAAACCGCUUGUCAGAUACAACACCUAGCUUGGGCGAAUCUAAUACCAUAUAUCAACAAAGUAUACGGAAAAUUGACGACGCCACCGUUUGUUGCGUAUGUGCUGGUUCUGAUUUCUAUAUGAACUCCCUUGUCACAUGUGACGCUUGUCAUACGUCUUAUCACCAAACAUGUCAUUUACCUAAAAUUCCUGACUACACGGUACGCUUACACAAAAAGGGACAAAGUUGGGUUUGCGCAAAUUGCUUCGAUGGGUCUAUACAGAUAAUAUCGGAUCAAAUGCCCAAUAAAAGACAAAAGAUAACAAAUUACGAGUAUGAUGAUGAAUUGCAAACGAGCAAAAGGCGGAAUUGGGUAUCGUCUGCCUUGAGCACUCAUAAUAUAUCUAGCAGAAGCACAAAUGGCUCUUAUACUUCUAUUGCGAGCCGCCACCACAAAAGAACGUCACCUAAACUUAAAAUAGCAAGCCCAAACCAAAAUGAAGACGUUAGUAUCAAACAAAGACAAGAAAUUUCUACACGAACACGUCGUUUCGAAAGGAGAAAGGCGGCGGCAGUCGAACUUCAAAUGCGGCUUGCGAGCGGCCGCAUGAGCAAAGAAAAAACGAAAGACAAGGAUAAGUAUAAAGAGAGGGAGAGAGGGAGAGAGAGGGAAAGAGAGAGGGACAGAGACAGAGUAAGGGACAGAGAGAAAGCAAAAAAGAGGGUAAUGGAAAGGGUAAGGGAAAGAGUAAGGGAAAAGGAGAGAUUAAGAGAGAUGAAUAAGGAGAAAUAUAGAAAGGAAAAAGUAAAGAAGUCUGAGAGAGAAGCUUUAGAAGUGAACAGCGAGGAUAGUAAUGACAAGGAUAAAGACAAAAGGGGACAGAAAAAGUAUGAUAUAAAUGCCAUAUCUAAAAACGAGGAGAAACUGUCUUCUAAUAGUCGAAGUACAGAUACAGCCAGUAUUUUUGUAUAUCGCGAAGAACAGAAUUUUGACAUUCUGUCGUUAGUUCCUCCAAAUGUAAUACCAUGCUUGAACUUUAAUGUGUUGGCAUUUCGCGAGGGAACAAUGGAUCCAAAAAGGGGCAAGCUCAAGAGGGGGAAGGCAUACCCUAUUACACGAUAA
Molecule: messenger RNA, 1722 nt
Organism: Paraglomus occultum
Lineage: Eukaryota; Fungi; Glomeromycota; Glomeromycetes; Paraglomerales; Paraglomeraceae
Source: the annotation of a GenBank genome assembly